Scomber scombrus (Atlantic mackerel) is the source of this 2644-nucleotide messenger RNA. RefSeq names its product phospholipid scramblase 2-like. The transcript has 8 exons. Bases 229 to 1164 code for a protein of 311 amino acids. Gene Ontology annotation, biological process: plasma membrane phospholipid scrambling. Gene Ontology annotation, molecular function: phospholipid scramblase activity. NCBI's taxonomy places the organism in Eukaryota, Metazoa, Chordata, Actinopteri, Scombriformes, Scombridae. Gene Ontology annotation, cellular component: plasma membrane. The record is from RefSeq and is a predicted model, not a curated record.
AAAGGGGAGGCGGGACAGCAGCAAAAGAGAAACAGGUUUACGAGUGAGGAAAGACGCAUCCAACUGGCUCUGGAUUCGUGAAAUCAGCCUUUUUUCCUUCACUGUUUUCUUAAACAAAAGAGAAGAAAUCAGCUGACAGAGAAGUUUCCCAUAGAGAUCCCGGGGAGUGGACCAGGAAGUCUGACCUCCUUUUCACUGCCCAAGUUGUGGCCAACUCCUCAUUAAACCAUGUCUGCCCCUGGUUACCAGCCACCCUAUCCUAUGGCCCCUUAUCCAGGUCCUGGGGGGUACGGAGACCCCAGUCAAGCCCCUCCACCAGGCUUCAACAUGGGCUAUAAUCAAAACGUGCCUCCUGUCAUGUAUCAGCCAGGGCCGGUGGGGCCUGGUCCGGUUCCAGGGCAGGAGUAUGGUGCGCCUCCAGCCCAAGCUCCAGGCCAGGAGUAUGGUGGGGCUGCACCAACGAUGGCCCCAGCCAUGGCUGCUGUUGGGGUCCCACCAGGGCUUGAGUACCUCACACAGAUUGACCAAAUUCUGAUCCACCAAAAAGUUGAACUCCUAGAAGCAUUCAUCGGGUUCGAGACCAACAACCAGUACGAGAUAAAGAACAGCCUUGGCCAGAAGAUCUACAAGGCCAAAGAGAAGAACGACUGCUGCACCAGGAACUGUUGCGGCUCCCUGCGCAGUUUCGACAUGAAGAUCAAGGACAACACGGACAGAGAGGUCAUCCGCCUCAUACGGCCUUUCCGCUGCGUCUCCUGCUGGUGUCCCUGCUGCCUGCAAGAGAUGGAGGUCCAGGCACCGCCAGGCACCACCGUUGGUUAUGUCAAACAGGACUGGCACCCUUGCCUGCCAAAAUUCUCCAUCCAGGGAGCCAACAAAGAGACCCUGAUGAAACUGGAGGGUCCCUGCUUCGCCUGCAACUGCUGCGGUGACGUGAACUUUGAGCUGAAGUCAAAAGCUGACCAAACCAUUGGUCGCAUCAGCAAACAGUGGAGUGGCCUUUUGAAGGAGGUCUUCACAGACACGGACAACUUCGGCAUCCAGUUCCCCAUGGACUUGGACGUGAAGAUGAAAGCUGUGCUCAUGGGAGCCUGCUUCCUCAUUGAUUUCAUGUUCUUCGAGAAGGUCGGGGAGGCAAACCAGCGCAGCACUAUGUUUACAUAACAGAGGAAAAGCAGGAGAAAACAACAGCAUGAGAGCAAGGACUUUCUCUAGUUAUGCAUUGUCUGUUCAAGUACUUUGUUUUUCUGGUCCUUUUUUUUUUUUAAUCUUUCGUCAUCAAAUUCCAGCCAAUAUGGAGCUAAUCAAAGGAUCCUGAUUGCAGAUGUCUUGCCAUGGAUGCCCUAUACAGUUUAUAGACUAGCUGACAUAUACUACCUACCAAAGAAAGAUAGCCUUGCUCUCAGUGUCUUUUUCAAAUUGAAGUAAAAUGGACAUCAUCUUAGAAGUUUGUGUCCAGGUUUUGAAUAUGCUUUAUGCUACACUGGCAUUGACAUUUCAUAUUAUAUUUAUGUCGCAUGUUGAUAUAUUAUAAUUAGUCUACACUCUUACUUGCGCUUUAUAAGGAAAUCACAAUCGAUUUUGUCUAAGUGCAAUACUUCUGUGGGCAUAAAGGCUGUAUUUGUUGCCUUGUUUUUUUUAUAAAGGAACACAAGCGCUGUACAGAAUAUCUGUAGUUAAAAAAAGAACAUGCUACCGUUAUGUAGGGGAGUGGUGAUUAUUUUAGUAAGAGGAAUGGGAGGUUUAGUGUAAUUUCGUAGAAGUCAUGAACACAAGUGUAGAUGCACACUGUGACAAUAUUCACCUCUCAGCUGCCUUCUUCUUUCUCAAAGCCAUCUGUCUUAAUCUACCAGGCCACUGUGUAAACGCUCUUAUGGUCCCACUGUGCUUUAUCGGUUGCCAUGGAGAUCAACGAUGCAUGCUGAACCUCGCCCUCCCGUUUCUCCAAAUACCACUGUCAAACUAAUGAGAGAUGAUAUGAGAGAGAGAAUGUGGAUAGAAAGCAAGUAAAAAGCAGAAGUUGAGGUGAUAAGAGUUAAAAUUGACCUCAGUGUUGGAAAGCCCCUUUAGUGAGGGGCGUUAAAGGAAAUACAGAAACUUUUCAUAAUUUCUUGUAACAGAUUGAUACCUAAAUGUGAACUUGUUUUGACUAUAGUUUUGUUUUCAGGUCAUUUGACCACUGUGCUUUAGAAUAAAUUAACUAAAAAGCUGGUAAAUGUUUGCAAAUGUUGCUUAUUACUCUUGAACAUGACUCUUUUGCUCUGUAUUCACAUGUCUGUUCAUAAGAUCACAUGGGUGUGUCUCCCAUGUGGCUUGUUACCACUCAUCCUCAUAGCUCAGGCCCACAGCUUUCUAUUAUACACUGUUAAAAUGUGUGUUGUUGCCUGUAUGUACAUGCCACCACCAGCCUGUAUGCAAAAUAGCCAAAGAAUGAACACUUUGUGCAAUUAUACAUUUACUGAGUUAAUCUGCAGCUUCUUUUUUUAAUCAAACAAUUUUAUCUGCAGUGUUUGUUUGCUGUAUUUCUAUCAAAAAACAAUUUUGUACCACUUUUCUGUGACUCUCAUAACUUGUGACUAUAAAUUACUUUUUUUUUUUUUUACAGACACAAAAAACACCCUGUAGUUCAUAAAUAAAAUAUUAA